GGGCCCCUGGAGGCGCCCGCGGAGCCGGACCACCACGGCCACGGCCCCAGGGAGGAGGACGAGCCCAAGUUGGCGCCCGGACCGCAGGUGGCCCACCUCAACCCUCAGAUCUCUGGGUUUGGUGAAUCCUGCUGAGAGUGAGCAGAAGUAGCAGGAUUCCGCAAAGCUUCCAGCUUGCCUCCUGAAAGAAGGUCACUUUCUUUUCAGCAAAGGAGAUAAUGGGAGGUACCCUGCCAGUGUUCACUGAGAGCCCGGGGUGGCAUGAGCCACAGUUGCUCUGGGAGGGUUGUGGCACCUGGGGCUGGGUGGCUCGCCCUAAGCUUGCUCUGACAAAAGAGUUUUGAGUUGGUCUUUUGGCUGAGCCUGCCAAGGAAGGCAGGCUCCUGCAGGAGUCUUGGAGGGUCGGAUGCAGCGCCGGAUGAGGAUGAGGCGUGGCGGAAGAUGCGUUUGGCUCUGCAGACACUGCGUCGGGCAGCAGGGGACUCUGGGAGGCUGGUGCAGCCAGAAGGCAUGGCUCUUGACAGCCUUCUAGUAGAAUCUCUGGAAUUGUGCAUGAUGAGGAUGAUACCCUUAUUCCUUUGCUUAGGCUUCUGCAAACAUCUGGUACCUAGUGGUGGGUUCCCCCCACCUCCACCCAGUCUGUGCAGACUUGCUGCCUGCUCUGUCAUCGGGAACGCAAAGGCUGGGAAGAAGGCCCUUCCCAAAAUGGACUGGUGUUGCAGGGUGAGAAGCUGCCCCCUGACUUCAUGCCAAAGCUCGUCAAGAAUCUCCUAGGCGAGAUGCCUCUAUGGGUCUGCCAGAGUUGCCGAAAGAGCAUGGAGGAAGAUGAAAGGCAGACAGGUCGAGAACAUGCAGUGGCGAUCUCCUUGUCACACACAUCCUGCAAAUCACAGUCUUGUGGGGGUGACUCUCAUUCCUCUUCGUCCUCCUCUUCAUCGUCCUCGUCCUCCUCCUCCUGCCAUGGGAACUCAGGGGACUGGGAUCCCAGCUCCUUCCUGUCAGCACAUAAGCUCUCAGGCCUCUGGAACUCUCCGCACUCCAGUGGGGCCGUGCCAGGUAGCUCACUCGGGAGUCCUCCUACCAUCCCUGGUGAGGGUUUCUCUCUCUCGGAGCACCACCGGCACUCAGACCUCACUGCUCCACCUAACAGCCCCACUGGCCACCACCCCCAGCCCGUGUCGCCGAUCCCAUCUCACCCUGGAUCUUUUGGCUCACCACCCCACCCUCACCUGCCGCCUGCUACCCCAGCAGCGCCUUUCCCUGCCCAAGCUUCAGAAUGCCCUGUUGCCACUGCUGCCGCCCCACACAGCCCAGGGGCAUGUCAGACUCCCCACCUGCCCUCCACCAGCAUGCCGCUCCUGAAGAUGCCUCCACCGUUCUCGGGGUGCAGCCACCCCUGCGGUGGGCACUGCGGUGGGCACUGCGGUGGGCCUCUCCUCCCACCUCCCAGCUCUCAGCAGCUCCCUAGCACUCACAGCAGAGACCCUGGGUGCAAAGGGCACAAGUUUACACACAGUGGCCUGGCCUGCCAGCUGCCCCAGCCCUGCGAGGCAGAUGAGGGCCUGGGUGAGGAAGAGGACAGCAGCUCAGAGCGCAGCUCCUGCACCUCCUCCUCCACUCACCAGCGAGAUGGAAAGUUCUGUGACUGCUGCUACUGUGAGUUCUUCGGCCACAAUGCGCCACCCGCUGCCCCGACGAGUCGGAAUUAUACAGAGAUCCGAGAGAAGCUCCGCUCGAGGCUGACCAGGCGGAAAGAGGAGCUGCCCGUGAAGGGGGGCACCCUGGGCGGGAUCCCUGGGGAGCCCGCCGUGGACCACCGAGAUGUGGAUGAGCUGCUGGAAUUCAUCAACAGCACGGAGCCCAAAGCCCCCAACAGCGCCAGGGCCGCCAAGCGGGCCCGGCACAAGCUGAAAAAGAAGGAAAAGGAGAAGGCCCACUUGGCAGCAGAAGCUCUAAAGCAGGUGAACCGUAGUGUUUCUGGAAGCCGGGAGCCAAGGCCUGCAAGGGAGAGGCUCUUGGAGUGGCCUGACCAGGAGCUGGAUCGAGUCAAUAGCUUCCUGAGCAGCCGUCUGCAAGAGAUCAAGAACACUGUCAAGGACUCUAUCCGUGCCAGCUUCAGUGUAUGUGAGCUCAACAUGGACAGCAAUGGAUUCUCUAAGGAGGGUGCUGCUGAGCCAGAGCCCCAGAGCCUAUCCCCCUCAAACCUCAAUGGCUCCUCAGAGCAACGGCCUGACAUUAAUCUUGACCUGUCCCCUUUGACUUUGGGCUCCUCUCAGAACCAUACGUUACGAAUUUCAGGUGAGCCAGCCCCACCAUGGACAGAAAUGAGAGGCUCCCACCCACCAUGGACAGAGGUGAGGGGGCCCCCUCCUGGUAUCAUCCCUGAGAAUGGGCUAGUGAGGAGACUCAAUGCUGUGCCCAACCUGUCCCGGGUGAUCUGGGUCAAGACACCCAAGCCAGGCAACCCUAGCCCUGAGGAGCCAAGCCCAAAGGAGGUUCCCAGUUGCAAGCAGGAGCUGCCUGAGCCUGUGGCCUCAGCUGGGAAGCCGCGGAAGGGCAAGAGACAGGGAAGUCAGGCCAAGAAGAACGAGACGAGCCCAGCCCCACGGUCCCCUGCCAAGGUUCCCAAUGCCAAGGGCCAGACCCCCAGCUCCAAGCAGCCAGGCAAGGCCACAGAGCCUCCCAGAGUGGGCAGCUGCGCUGAGGCUGGAGAAGGGAACCGAGGAAGUCAGCCAGGACCAGGCUGGGCUGCCAGCCCCAAAGCUGACGAGAAGGGCAGCUCCUGGCGAAACUGGCCAGGUGAGGCCAAAGCACGGCCUCUGGAGCAGGAGUCUGUGCAGCCCCCAGGCCCAGCAAGGCCACAGAGCUUGCCACAGGGCAAGGGUCGCAGCCGACGGAGCCGCAACAAGCAGGAGAAGACAGCUGCCUCCUUGGACGAUGUGUUCCUGCCCAAGGACAUGGAUGGGGUGGAGAUGGAUGAGACUGACCGGGAGGUGGAGUACUUCAAGAGGUUCUGUUUGGAUUCUGCAAAGCAAACUCGUCAGAAAGUUGCUGUGAACUGGACCAACUUCAGCCUCAAGAAAACCACUCCCAGCACAGUUCAGUGAGCCCCUGCCGGGUCAAGCUUCUUCAGGGUAUCCUGAGACCCCCAACUGCCAGCUGAAGGUCUACAGUUUCUUCCUCCACAUCCCUACCCACCUGCCCAAGAUCCUCCCUGCUCCUCGCCAUCCUGGACCAACCAAAAGUUGAAUGGAUGCUGUGCCGUGCUGGGGCCCCUCAGGACCUCCGCAGAGCCGCUUCCUGGUGCUAUGCAGCCUCCUCACUCAGAGUCCGGGGGCUGGACUGGCCUGUGGGCUGGGGGCUGAUGGUACUGCUGGCCCAACACUGCUCUCUUUGUGUUUGGUUUUGUUUUUUGUUCUUGAUUUUCAAUUCUUUACUUUUGAUACUGUGAAGAUCUUUCCUGCCGAAAGAUAAAGCAACAUUUGGACACAGA
Molecule: messenger RNA, 3493 nt
Organism: Suricata suricatta (meerkat)
Lineage: Eukaryota; Metazoa; Chordata; Mammalia; Carnivora; Herpestidae
Gene: FAM193B
Product: family with sequence similarity 193 member B
Exons: 12
Coding region: 747-3107 (786 amino acids)
Cellular component (GO): nucleus; cytoplasm
Source: RefSeq, a predicted model, not a curated record